AUGCUCGGAUUUCAUUCCCUGGAUUUAACUCGACUUCCAAAGACCACUUCUCUCUUCACUGACUUUAUGGAGAGUGGUGAAGGCGUUGUUCAGUCUCGUGAAAACUCUAUCAUAACAUCACAACCUAUUGAUAAUAGGGAGAACUCUACCCAGGACCCUGCAGAUAACAGUAAUGGUCACGUUGAUGCGCCCGCCAACGGUGAUGAAGAGGGCAUCGAGGGUGAAGAAGAUGAAUACUACGGUGAAGAAAGCAUCGUUGCAUACCUCAAUACCCUUAACGACAUGAUUAUCGCCAAAAACGAAGCGCCACGCUCAGGCCGUAUACCCGACCUCAAGUAUGGCAAUACACUGUUCGAUCACCAAAAGCAUGCUGUGGAGGCCGCUUUGAGAUCUCUCGUUGGCCCUCUCAAGGGCAUGAUAUUGGGAGACCCCCAGGGCUGGGCAAAAGCCUGCCAGUGGAUGGCGGAGAUUGAUGCCUUCUUUGAUGCGGUAAGACUGGUGGACAAAUAUCAGGGAAGGGCAUCCGUCAUUGUGAUGAAGAGCGUGAGGCAUGUCCACAAGCCGAUCGUUUGCGUUUUGGAGGAUCAUUUUCGAGGAUCAUUUUCCCCCUUCAACCUGUGGUGGUACAGAGUCGCAAUCGCGUCCUAUUCAUAUCAUACUGAAGAGGUGAACCGUGUUGCAAGGUUCCAGGAUGCCAUCGAAGUCUACAGUGCGGAUCUGGCGUUGCUCUUCCCAAAAAGACCGAAGCUAGUCCUCCUUUCUGGCAGCCUGGAGUCCGAGCCAUGGAAGCCGAUCGGGAAAUGCAUGAUCCUUGACGAGGCUCAUAUCAUCAAGAACCGCAACACUCGCACAUUUGCUGCCAUCGUGGGCAAUUCGAAGGCUGUCUAG
Messenger RNA from Fusarium tjaetaba, 888 nucleotides. RefSeq names its product CHD3-type chromatin-remodeling factor PICKLE. The transcript has 4 exons. The record is from RefSeq and is a predicted model, not a curated record. NCBI's taxonomy places the organism in Eukaryota, Fungi, Ascomycota, Sordariomycetes, Hypocreales, Nectriaceae. Bases 1 to 888 code for a protein of 295 amino acids.